GACCCCAUUCGGUACAUCCGCCAGGGGGCUUCAACCGACCCAGACCGCGCUUGUAUUUUAGACAGGUAGGUAUUAGGUACGUACAUCACAUUCUCCUUCGUUCUCGAAUUAUCACUUUUUUUCCAUGAGUUGUCUAAUAAGUAAUAAUUAAGGACGAUACUUCUUAAAAUAAUCAAUUUAGGUACACCUAUAUAUCUUGAUUCUGUUGUCUACACUAAAUAUUUUACAGACACACGCGUGUCUCCUAAACAAUUUGUUGACACCGAAAGCCGAUUCUAACGUGGAUGAUCAACAAAUGUACCUAUCUGAGUAAAUAUUUAGUAUUUUAAUAAAUAUUUAAUAACAAAUAAGCAACGAUAUUAAUCUGAUAGAGAGCUGUUAUUGUACGACGACAAUUUUCGCAAGUUCUUCGACCACCUACGUUAUAUGUAAUUACAGUCGCGACAGACCAAUUUUACUGAGUGACGUUGUUAUCUAAUUACCUACAGAUAGGUAUCGCGAUAUGAAAUUCUGGACAAUUUAUGUCAUUGUCAUAUUCUCUUUACAUCUUGAUGUAAUAACAGCACUCAGUAUUCAAAACGAAUCAGUAAAUGACGAAACUACAAAUACAACUUCUACUCCUUCAACAACAUCCACCCUUUCUCAAGAUGAUUACCUCGAAAGUAUCUCGAUUCAAGAUAUCCUAUCAUCAGAUAUCGACGCGAGUGAAAAAAUCGGAAACAAAAUCAUAAACACGGUCACCAAGUUUUCUUCAGAUUGCAAUACUUAUAAAGACAUAGAUCUUUCCAUACAUGACUUACCACUAGCCGGAGACUCCAUUUCAAUUAAUUUGGGCACAGAAAAUGUAAUAUUUCAUGAUUUCAAUCUUACAACAACAGGAGGAGAGCCUAAUAAUUCAGAUGAAAAAUUGCACUCGUAUUCGACUUCGAUAAGAUGCCAAUCAUCAAAAAUGGGAGAAGUGGAGGCGAAAUUACCAAAGAUUAUAAAAAUUACAGCUGCUCUGAAAGUGAUUCAAAUUUCCGGUUUCUUGAAAGAGGUAGUCAUUCCAGGAUCUAUAUCUCUUAUAUUGAGAAAUGGUUCUAUUGCGAAGCAGUUUUCCAUUGAAACCACCAAAUCCACGAAUUAUCAAAAUGAUAUCUCAUCUAGAAUAAUCUAUUCUGAUUCAGAGAUACAUCUGAACACAGAUGCCAGAUUUCAAGUAGCAAUUUACAACAAAUUAGGAAUUUUCAUCAAAGAAGUUGAAUAGUCGAUCAAAAAAAUUUUUACAAAAAAAUUAAACGAAAAACUUCUCCAGAAUGGUAUUUCCUUGACGGAUAUCUGCUCAAAAUUCGAAACCACGGAUGAAAGUUCGCAGGUCCAGUCAUCAAUUUCCAACAACAAUCUGAACGAUUUAUACUACGUAAUCCCAAACGCAAAACUAGAAACAUGGAAAGGUGUAGAUUUAAGUGCCGGACCGAUUAUAAUUAAAGGACUAUCAUCUUUCAACAGUACCGAAUUGAACGUGAUUAACAACCUAUAUUCUGAUCCAACGAGUACAGGAUAUCCUACCAAUCGUCCUACGACAUCGAAAUUCGGCGAAUUAGAACUGAAAGAAAUAACGGUGCGAAUUAGGACGAAUGAUUUGAGAGGUAAAUUAGAUUGGAGUUACAACAAUAAACGAAAAUCAUUCAUUUUCUUCCUGGAUUACAUAGAGUUUGAAAUUAGGAAAACCAGACGGUAUUUUGAAAAAAAAGUUGAAGUGAGUUUGCGUUUGCAAGAUAUUCGUUUCAAAUCAUUGAAAUCGAACGUUAAUGAAAACGAAAGUGAAUUUGCACUAUUUGUUCUUAACGAAUAUUUGAAAUCUGCUAUCGUGAAUUCGAUAAAAACGUCGUUAGAUGAAAAAGAAAAACGCCUGGUUCCUGCUUUAUUCUCAAAUUGCGAAUUUUUAAAAUCAUAAUAAUGAAAUUUUUAAACUUUAUGUGAAUCGGAAAACAUACCUAAAAAUUCUGAAAUAAUUAUUACCUAUGUAACCUAAUCUUCGAAGUAGGUACCUAAAAUUUAUGAUAAAGUUUUGAUAGCUAGGCCAGUCAAAGUCUAACUAUAGACGAGAAAUUCAAGCAUAAAUAAUUAAGUAAUCAUCUAUUCCCGAUUAGCGCUCGGUGGCAGUAAAAUUGCCAACUGCCAAUUGUGAACUUUUGGCAAAAAUUCGGGUAAAAGUUGGCAAAAUCUCCACCAAUGAAAACGCUUUAUUU
Molecule: messenger RNA, 2231 nt
Organism: Planococcus citri (citrus mealybug)
Lineage: Eukaryota; Metazoa; Arthropoda; Insecta; Hemiptera; Pseudococcidae
Exons: 4
Coding region: 503-1246 (247 amino acids)
Source: RefSeq, a predicted model, not a curated record